UUAGACUUCACCCGAGAUGGUUCGUACAUGGCCCUGGCGGAGAGGAGAGACUGUAAGGACUACAUCAGUGUCUUCUCCUGUAAACAGUGGCAGCUUAUGAAGCACUUUGAGACAGACACCAAAGACCUGGCAGGGAUAGAGUGGGCUCCUAAUGGCAGAGCUCUGGCUGUCUGGGACUCCAUUCUAGAUUACAAACUGCUGUUGUACUCCCUGGAUGGGCGCUGCCUGUCUGCCUACAGUGCGUAUGAGUGGGCACUCGGCAUCAAGUCUGUCUCCUGGUCACCAUCAAGCCAGUUCCUCGCUGUCGGCAGCUUCGAUGAAAAGGUUCGUUUGCUAAAUCACCUGACCUGGAAGGUGAUCAUCGAUUUCCCCCACCCUCCCCUGGUGGAAGGCAAGGCUGUUGUUUACAAAGAGAUAGAGAAGAAGCUCCCCCGUCUGCAGGGAGAAGUGGACCCUCCUGGUGGAGCUGUGUUCACAGGAUCCAGCCACUAUGAGGUGAUCUCAGAGCGGCCAGCCCAGGUUCCUGUUGUGAAGGCUGACCCAGAGAAGGCCAACCCUAAGAUCGGAGUCAGUCUGGCUGCCUUCAGUCCUGACAGCAAGUAUCUCGUUACCAGAAAUGACAACAUGCCGUGUGCGCUGUGGAUCUGGGACAUCCGACAGUUGGCACAGGUGGCCAUCCUGCUGCAGGCAGCGCCUGAACAUGUGGAGUGGGACCCCUGUCAGCCCAGACUAGCCUUCUGUACAGGCACCAACAAAGUCUACAUGUGGUCACCUGCAGGGGCCUUGUCUGUGGAUGUACCUGUCGAAGCGUCCUUCCUAGUGCAGUCCCUGAGAUGGCACCCAGAGGGCGGCGCUGUACUGCUCAUGGGAAGGGAGAACAUGUGUAUGUGCUUCAUCGACCGUGAAAAGAACAGGUGACAAUAACUUUCAAGAAGAGAUGGAUCACACAACUGUCAAUCACAAGGCAUAAUGUUAGAUGUGUAUACAUAGUAAUAUAUAUGAUAUUGUUUGGUAUAUGUAGGCAACAUCCUAAUAAGUAACAUGCAAGUUUUGCAGACUAGAUGGACUGUAUGAACGUUUAAAUGACAGCUUUAUUGACACACACAGAAAAAAAUACACAUAAAUAGAUAAAGAACAUAUGCUUAGAAUACUUAGAACAUUCAAACUAUGCUUACAGUAAUGUGUGUUGUACAAAAUUGGGGUAACGUUAUAUAGCUUUGGUACAUUCAAGGGCAUACAUGUAGCAUUGUUUGGCAGUCUUGCAUUUGACAUUGAGAAGUGAAACAAAAUUUGAGAGCAAAAUUAUACUUGUACAUGUAUUACAAAACAUAAACACAUCAUCUGUAAUCUGACCACAAAAGAUUUCAUAUAAAAGUUCUAUAACUACAGUUACUGUAAAUAUAAU
Molecule: messenger RNA, 1405 nt
Organism: Branchiostoma belcheri (Belcher's lancelet)
Lineage: Eukaryota; Metazoa; Chordata; Leptocardii; Amphioxiformes; Branchiostomatidae
Product: WD repeat-containing protein WRAP73-like
Biological process (GO): microtubule anchoring at mitotic spindle pole body; mitotic sister chromatid segregation; protein localization to mitotic spindle pole body
Cellular component (GO): mitotic spindle; microtubule organizing center; MWP complex
Molecular function (GO): protein binding
Source: RefSeq, a predicted model, not a curated record